UGGGUGGCUUUUCCGGAGACGGUCUGUUUACUGACAGACGCCCUCUAAGCGAGCUGUAUGGUGAUAUUCUUUCCAAUUGAAUAAAACACCCAAGUUUUUCUAUUUUCCUUCAGUAAAACUUUUUUUUGUUGGAAAAUAGAGAAAAUCGUCGAAUUGUUUAAUUUCCACCUCGUCUCCCGGUCCGGCUUCGCCCUAUUGAUAUACGUUCACGGGCCUGUUGGGUUUGAUGGCGGCCGGACGACCGGUUCACUCGGCUUCUUUUUGGAAAUGAAUCGCCCAGUUUCUUAGCUGGUGAUCUCGGAAAUAGCGUUCCGAGAAAUCAACACGAAAGGCGUUGGCUGUGAAAAUGUCUGGUGCUGGAUCCAGUGGUACAGGUAGAGGCAGAGGUGCGGCAUCGGUGCCAGAGACUGCAAAAACUGAGAGCAAGGAAGUAAAGCCAAAUCCAAAAAUGUCCAAAGCUUUGUCGACAUCUGCCAAAAGGAUUCAAAAGGAGCUUGCUGAAAUCACGUUAGAUCCUCCUCCAAACUGCAGUGCGGGGCCUAAAGGUGAUAAUUUAUAUGAGUGGGUGUCCACAAUUCUUGGUCCUCCUGGCUCGGUCUACGAAGGAGGAGUAUUUUUUUUAGAUAUACAUUUUUCACCCGAGUAUCCGUUCAAGCCACCUAAGGUCACAUUCCGAACUCGAAUUUACCACUGUAACAUUAACAGCCAAGGUGUUAUCUGCUUGGACAUCCUCAAAGAUAACUGGUCACCGGCUUUAACUAUUUCGAAAGUCUUAUUGUCAAUUUGUUCACUGUUGACUGACUGCAAUCCAGCUGAUCCUCUAGUAGGAAGUAUAGCAACUCAGUAUCUUCAAAACAGGGAAGAACACGACCGCAUAGCCCGACUGUGGACAAAACGCUAUGCCACGUGAUUUAACAUGGUCUGUUUGUAUUAUCAACAUUACCUUGUCAUCGUAGACCUUGGGAAAACCAAUCUAGUUCCUGCUAAUGUGCUCACUGUGCUCUCUACCUCUUUUUAUUUGUCACUUAUAUAAUUUAAUAAUUAUUUCUCUUGUUUCGUAUGUCAGGGCAGAGUAAUGAUUACAAAGAAAAAUUUGCCAAUUAUAAAGCUGUGGUUUUCCCAUUGUCCAAAACACAAACAAAAAAAAGAUAAAAGAUAAAAUUAAAAAAAAAAUUGUACUAAGCUAGAUAAUUGUGUUUGUUCUCUUCCCUUAUUGUUUACAACUGAACUGUAUCCAUCUAGUUCUAUUGUUUUUUUGUUUUGUUUUUUUCUUAUUUCCUCUGAAACAACUUUCAAUUUUUGUGUAUUGUGUUGCAGAGGUGAAGAAUUUUUUUAAUUCGUAGGAAGUCAUGGAUAAUUUAAAAAAUAUUGUGAUUUAAUAAUGUAAAAGGGAAAAAAUUGAAUUGACACCAUUUGAAAGUCAGACUUUGUGUAAUAUAUAACUAGGUUAUAGAUUUAAUUUUUUAUUACAUUUUUCUUUUAGUUGUACAAUAUUUGAGUAUUCAGAAAAAAAAAUUCAAAAUGAUGUUUUCCCCCAAAAUAUAUGUGAACGAUAUUUUA
Messenger RNA from Cimex lectularius (bed bug), 1560 nucleotides. RefSeq names its product ubiquitin-conjugating enzyme E2-24 kDa (gene Ubc2). NCBI's taxonomy places the organism in Eukaryota, Metazoa, Arthropoda, Insecta, Hemiptera, Cimicidae. Gene Ontology annotation, biological process: protein polyubiquitination. The transcript is spliced from 6 exons. Gene Ontology annotation, molecular function: ubiquitin conjugating enzyme activity. Gene Ontology annotation, cellular component: nucleus. The record is from RefSeq and is a predicted model, not a curated record. The coding region runs from base 347 to 910 and encodes 187 amino acids.